CUGCCCAUGGUGUCAUAUAUAACCCACUUUACAUUUUAAACAAAAAGAGAAUAAAAGUAACAGCGAAGCUUAUCAAUAAGCCAUGAGUCGUUUGCACGCCACAGGUGCACACAUACGCAUUCCUCGUCAAUUGGCCACCGAUUUGGUUUGCCUGAUUUAGUGCUCUAAGAACUUUUAGCAAAUUAGCCCACUCGCCCGGAGAAUCGUUCAAGAGUAUAUCACAAUGGGUUGUUGUUUUAGCACAAGCAAAUCGGUAGACCUUCCCGCGGUUCCUCCUGCUCCGGGAAAGCAGCGCUCCACCUUGCCGGAAUUUCCUGUCUCCGGAGCGGUGACCACCACGGCUCCGGGACCCGGAGGAGCUACCAAUGCGGCCCUUGAGGAUGACUAGAUCAGGUUUAGAUCAACAGAGAAAAGCGAUUACGUCGAGGUGAAAGGUGUAAAUUGCCAAAUGGCAGUAUGGAUCAUGAGUCACGAUCGUGUGGCUGGCGGAUUUUCCUUACGCAUGACCUUGUCAUUGUUAUUAUUUUUUGUAAAAAUACGUUCUUAAUGGUUUCACAGUUAAGCUAAUUGCUAAAUUAAAUAAAAACUUUAAUCAA
Drosophila biarmipes is the source of this 596-nucleotide messenger RNA. RefSeq lists its product as uncharacterized. The record is from RefSeq and is a predicted model, not a curated record. NCBI's taxonomy places the organism in Eukaryota, Metazoa, Arthropoda, Insecta, Diptera, Drosophilidae. Bases 224 to 388 code for a protein of 54 amino acids. The transcript is spliced from 2 exons.